AUGUCCACAUACACCACAGGCUUUCACGACUCUGGAGCAAUUGAUAUCCUCAGAGACGAUUUGAAGGAUGGGUUCUUCGGAGAGGCUGCCGGAGUGAUACUUAAGCUCCGGCAACCAAACACUGGGAUUCAAACAGACAAUAUGCCCUCCAGGGAAUGUGCGAAUUUGAAAGCUGUCAGUGGCUUCUUUAUUGAAGGAGCUGUCCUAGAUUGA
Molecule: messenger RNA, 213 nt
Organism: Clonostachys rhizophaga
Lineage: Eukaryota; Fungi; Ascomycota; Sordariomycetes; Hypocreales; Bionectriaceae
Source: the annotation of a GenBank genome assembly